CGUGCUGAGCUGAAGAGUCGAGCUGCAAGAAUACUUUCUCUGUCCAAGACCAAAAUAGUCGUGUCGUGAUGUCGAGGCUGGUUUGUCCUCUGCUUCUGCUUUGUUUAAUUCCAGCUGUGGUUCCCCUGUUCUGCUACACCUGUGUGUUCCCGGCCAUCUCACCUCUGGAUUGCAUCAGAUUCCCUAUGAAGUGUCCACCCGGGCAGGUCUGUCUGUCCAGCAGAGCUGUGGGCGAGAAAGGAGACUUCCGUGUGGUGUUGUACGAGAAGAGCUGCAUUCUGCCCUCCCUGUGUGGAAUCACGGGUGAAAAAUACACCAUGGGACUCAACUUCACCUUCAUCAAUGAAUGCUGCAACACACACCUGUGCAACGGAGCUGCAAAGCCUGCUACGCCCUACUGGACUGGCACAUUACUCACACUGCUUAUUUCAUACUCAGUCUGGUGAAUAGAGCGAGCAGCGUGGAGGAAAACUAGUUUGAGUUGCCUUUUCUGACAUUGUACUCAGCUUCCUCGUGCACUAAUCUGUGCUUUGCUUUAACUCACGUAUGAGACGGGAAAAUAAUAUUUUCUCUGAUUAUUGCUAACUUGCAAAGGGGAGAGUGGGGAUUAUUAGAGUAUUUAGUUACCAUGAUUUACUGAUUUUUUCAAAAUCUGAUAAAAUAAAACUCUCUGUCCAAUUUUCAGUCAAGUUUGUCUCAGAGGGCUUCACAACUUUUAUGUAAAUAUGUACACACUGUGUCGUGUUUACCCACCAAAUAAGUUACACAUACAGUAGUAGGAGGUGGCAGAAUUCAGUGCAA
This is a messenger RNA of Larimichthys crocea (large yellow croaker), 801 nucleotides long. Its product is annotated as sperm acrosome membrane-associated protein 4-like. Lineage: Eukaryota; Metazoa; Chordata; Actinopteri; Sciaenidae. Gene Ontology annotation, biological process: sperm-egg recognition. Gene Ontology annotation, cellular component: membrane. Bases 69 to 446 code for a protein of 125 amino acids. The transcript is spliced from 3 exons. The record is from RefSeq and is a predicted model, not a curated record.